Molecule: messenger RNA, 1626 nt
Organism: Ricinus communis (castor bean)
Lineage: Eukaryota; Viridiplantae; Streptophyta; Magnoliopsida; Malpighiales; Euphorbiaceae
Product: beta-glucuronosyltransferase GlcAT14C
Exons: 4
Coding region: 312-1535 (407 amino acids)
Cellular component (GO): membrane
Molecular function (GO): glucuronosyltransferase activity
Source: RefSeq, a predicted model, not a curated record
GGUUCUGCCCAUUUUGUUCCGACUUGUACAUUUCUUUCAGCUUGAAAGCCAUUUCCAUCCCGAGUCACCACUAUCAACGAUAACGAAAGCGAUACUCCAACGUAAUCAUCAAAACCACUAUAUACUGCGUUGCAUUAUAUCAGAACGAAAAACUAAAAAUAUUCAAAUUAAAGUUACGCAUCGUUAUUUCCCUCGCCAUCCUCACCUUAACCACCACAAAACUUCAACCGACAACCGUACCUGACACACUUCCUCCAACUGCCGCCACCACCACCACCGCUCCUACCACUGGUUCAAAGCCACCAACUUUAAUGAAAAGAAAUCACACAUCGUAUAAUUAUUCAGUAGAUCGGAAAAGAUGGGUAAUGCCAGUAAUAAUACUCCUUUUAAUCUCUCUAAUUCUCAUUCUCACUACAAACUAUUCUAAGCCAAACCAGCCAAAAGCCAAAAUCCCUGAUUGGAGUUUAAGUGACCAACCGAAAUUACCGAGAUUCGCGUACUUAAUAUCGGGUACAAAAGGAGAUGGUGAACGCGUGAAGAGACUUGUUCAAGCGGUGUAUCAUCCGCGGAAUUAUUAUGUGGUGCAUCUAGAUCUAGAAGCUUCUGACGAGGAAAGGUUAGAGAUUGCAAAGUAUGUGAAAUCAGAGGUUGUAAUUAGGGAGUUCGGGAAUGUGAUGGUUAUUGGUAAAGCUGAUUUAGUUACUCUUAAAGGACCUACUAUCAUUGCUAGUACGCUUCAUGCGAUUGCUAUUUUGUUGAAGGAGGCUACUGAUUGGGAUUGGUUUGUUAAUUUAAGUACUUCUGAUUAUCCUCUCAUGCCUCAAGAUGAUAUCUUGCAUAUUUUCUCAUACUUGCCAAGGGAUCUGAACUUCCUCGAACACACAAGUAGUAUUGGUUGGAAAGAGUAUCAAAGAGCAAGGCCUAUAAUUAUUGAUCCAGGAUUGUAUCAUUCAAAGAAAUCUGGUGUAUUUUGGGCCAAGGAGAAAAGGUCCUUGCCUGCUUCUUUCAAGUUAUUUAUGGGGUCUGAAUGGGUGGUUCUGACAAGGUCAUUUCUUGAAUUCUGUGUUUGGGGAUGGGAUAAUCUCCCCCGCACUCUACUUAUGUAUUAUACAAACUUCCAUUCAUCUCCCGAAGGUUACUUCCAUACUGUUGUCUGCAACCACAAGGAUUAUCAGAACACUACUGUUAAUCAUGAUCUACAUUACAUAAAGUGGGAUAACCCUCCAAAGCAACGCCCAAUAUCUCUAGCUUUGGAGCAUUUUGAAGACAUGGUUGAAAGUGGUGCACCUUUUGCUCGUGAAUUUGCCAAGGAUGACCCGGUUCUCAACAAAAUUGAUGAAAAACUGUUGAGGAGAAUGGAUGGAAGGUUUACUCCAGGGGGUUGGUGUAUUGGCACAACUGUUUUAGGGAAAGAUCCUUGUGUUGCUUAUGGGAGUCCAAAUGCAGUUAAACCAACUGUAAGUUCUAAGAGAUUAGAGAAACUAUUACUGCAACUUCUUGAUUCUGAGAGUUUUAGAUCUAAACAGUGUAUAUAGUUUCUGUAAAUGGUUAAGAACUUUUUACUUGCUUUGAUAAUCUGUUUUAUUGGAUCAUUGCCUCAACUAUGGGGUGCAUGGUUUCUUCAAA